Molecule: messenger RNA, 168 nt
Organism: Peronospora matthiolae
Lineage: Eukaryota; Oomycota; Peronosporomycetes; Peronosporales; Peronosporaceae
Source: the annotation of a GenBank genome assembly
AUGCCAAAAUCUUGCUCGCCUCCACCAGGAGGAGGGGAAGACAAGGUAGGCGAUUUGCAGGACGCGGGCGCCAAGGCGGACACACUCACCGGCAUCCACGCUGGGGAUACGUCCACGACAUUAGACGGAAGGGCAGACACACACCGAUCGGCACAGGGGUGGACGUAG